Messenger RNA from Ceutorhynchus assimilis (cabbage seed weevil), 1288 nucleotides. The record is from the annotation of a GenBank genome assembly. Lineage: Eukaryota; Metazoa; Arthropoda; Insecta; Coleoptera; Curculionidae.
UGACGCACGAGAACUUUCUAAUGUCAAUGACACAAACAUUAAAAAAAAAAAUUUAAAUGCUCUAACUUGCAUGGUUGCCAACCAACAAUAAAGUUUCUAAAUUUGAUAAAUGUCGAUGUGUGGCAACACUGUUUGUAUUUGAAUAAAUAUUUGAAUUUAUCAUAAUCAAUUGAUUUUAUAGGUUUCCCCUUCUUAAUUAACUUUUAUUAUUCCUAGUAAAUGCAAUUAGCUCGAAAUUUAAUCACGAUGAUUAGAAAUUAUUUAGUCGAAACAACAGCAGUUAUGGAACCUAGAAUCUUAAGUAUCCAAAGCCAUGUGGUAUCUGGAUACGUCGGAAACAAAUCAGCAGUUUUUCCUAUGCAGCUUCUAGGGUAUGAUGUAGACUACAUAAACUCAGUGCAAUUUUCCAACCAUACGGGCUACGAACACGUAAAAGGACAAGUGAUCAGUGAACAAGAAUUGGCCCAGUUGCUAACAGGCCUGCAAAAAAACAAACUGGAUCAGUACAGUCAUUUGCUUACUGGUUAUGUUGGCUCACCUGGGUUCCUAAAAGAACUUGUUAAUACCCAUAAGUAUUUGAAAAGUAUCAAUCCCAAUUUGAUUUUUGUUUGUGAUCCUGUUAUGGGCGACAAUGGACAAAUGUAUGUCCCAAAAGAACUGCUACCAAUCUACAAAGAAUCAAUUCUACCAAUUGCUACAAUCUUAUUUCCUAAUUUAUUUGAAGCAGAACUUCUAACUGACAUCAAAGUUGAAUCUGAAGCAAAUAUAUGGCAAAUAAUUGAAGCUUUACACAGUAAAGGCAUUGAAACAGUUUGCAUUUCUUCAGCUGAACUACCUGAAAACAUUAACAAUACCCUUAUGGUGUUUGCAAGCAACAAAAAACUCAAGUUGAAACUUGAAGUACCAAAAUUACCAGUUUCUUUUACUGGUACUGGGGAUUUAUUUAGUGCUUUGAUGCUGUGUUUUUUGCAACAAAGCGAUUUGAAAGAAUCACUUGAGAAAACUAUGGCAGCCAUGCAAGCAGUCUUAAAAAGGACUUAUGAUUAUGCCUGUCAGCACGGAAAAAAUGUUAAAAAUAUGGAAUUGAAGCUGGUACAAAGCAGGGAGGAUAUUUUGAACCCGAAAAUUGUACACAGGGCAACUGUAGUUGAGAUCUAAGAAUUAUUACAAAAAAAAAAAAAAUGUCUUCCAUGUUUGUAAUUGUUUAUAUAGUUUAUUUUAUUUGUUAUUUAGCUUAAAUGUGACAAUAAUUUAUUAAUAAAAUAAUUAAUUGUGUCUUAAAAGUAAG